AUGUCUACAACCUAUGCACAUAUUCUGGCCGCAGCAGCCGACAAUACUCGGCUCCUCGAAAUUUUGUCAGAAACCGAACAUGCAGUUUCAGCGCUUCAGCAAAACAACACUCAUAUAACCACACUGAAAAAAGAGGCUGUUCAAGAAGAAUGGCUCCUUAAGAAGCGCUUGCAAACAGUAGCAAAGGAGUACAGAGAAUACAUGGAGUACCAAAACUCCCAUCUAAAGCGUCUAGCCUACAAACUCGGAGGCAAGAAAGAGAAGUUCGAGGCCGAAGCAUCCAAAGAAGAGCGCGAGUGGCUAGAAGCUGUCCAGAAAGAACUAAACGUCAAGAACUCACUAGAACAAAUACGACUCAAUCUCGCCGACGCAAUAAAAACCAACACCGAUCUCCACGCCCUGGCAUUCUUACACAACUCAGCACAAGCAGAACUUGACGCGCUUUACAGAUCCAUAUUCGAUGGUCCUACACCAGACGUUAUAGGUGAAGACGAAAAAGAAGCCGAAGUGACUGCAGCAGAAGGAAAUUUCAACGCCAUCCAACUCCGUCUCACUACCGAGAACAAAGCACACACCAUCCUGCUUGACGCGCAUAACUUUCUCAUCCGCGCACAAGCUAAACUCGAAGAUGCGCUCACCGCCGCGAUGGCCGCCGCCUGGGGGGGCAGAAACAGAAAUCACACUCUUAGGAAGAGCAACGCUUUGAGAAAAGCGCAUUUGCAUGUUUCUGAAGUCAAGAUAUUAAUGAAGCAGGCGAGGAGGGUGCAACCGCUAGUGAAACCGAUUCGGAAGAUGGAAAUCCCCGAGGUGCAAUUUAUGACUGAUGUGGUAUUUGAUAAUGUCUUUUUGAACCUGAAUGCGAAGGAGCGGAUUAGGGAAGCUCAGAGGAUGUUGGGGUUGGCGAAGAAAAAUUUGAAGCGGGAGCUGAAUGCUGCGAAAGAUAGAUUUACGGUGACCCAGGGAGAGUUGGAUGAUGCGAGGGUGAUUUGGGAUGGGAAGAAAGAAGAAUUACAGCAGAUUAGGGCUGCAGCUUUUGAUCGCGUUGCUAGUGAUAGGAAUGAGAGUUCUGCAUUAGCGAAUACUGAGAGCUUGGGGGGCAAUGACUAUAUGAGUAGCAUGAUAGAGGAAGGAGCGCCUCCAUGUUAUGAUUGCAAGCCUCUAGAUUACUUAAAUUAG
This is a messenger RNA of Lachnellula hyalina, 1176 nucleotides long. RefSeq lists its product as uncharacterized. The transcript has a single exon. Bases 1 to 1176 code for a protein of 391 amino acids. Lineage: Eukaryota; Fungi; Ascomycota; Leotiomycetes; Helotiales; Lachnaceae. The record is from RefSeq and is a predicted model, not a curated record.